Lobosporangium transversale is the source of this 2150-nucleotide messenger RNA. RefSeq names its product kinase-like domain-containing protein. The coding region runs from base 71 to 2137 and encodes 688 amino acids. Gene Ontology annotation, molecular function: protein kinase activity; ATP binding. Gene Ontology annotation, biological process: protein phosphorylation. The transcript is spliced from 6 exons. NCBI's taxonomy places the organism in Eukaryota, Fungi, Mortierellomycota, Mortierellomycetes, Mortierellales, Mortierellaceae. The record is from RefSeq and is a predicted model, not a curated record.
UUCAUUGUAGAUCAUCCAUUUUCUUCAUUCCACUCCAUUCCAUUCCAAUACCUUAGUUAAAUCGCUGAUAAUGACCAAUUCAGAAGACGCCACUAAAGGUUUGACAAACCCAUUUGCAGACAAUGGAGAUCGGACUCCACUCCAUAGGGAAGAGCCAACAACUAUGGAUAUCGACGACGCAUGUGACGAUGCCAGUGACACAGAUUCAAGUAUUUCGUCGUCAUUACCUAGUUCAUUCUACAGGGAAAACAGAUUUACAGGACAAAGACGAGCAUCAAUCUCCGGCCUUUCUACACCGAAACACACUGAGCAUCCUAUCCUUCUCGCAGAUGCAAGAGAAGCAGCAAUACCCCGACGCCGCGUCAUAACUAGUAUUCCCACAGAGAACUCUGAUGAUGAGCUUAUUUCGACCCCUACAAGAACAGGGCUUGGAAAGCAACGGCCAACAUUUUCGAGAUCAAGUUCAUUAUUGACACGUAUGUACGAGAAAGGAACUCUUCUUGGAAAGCACCCACAAUCGCCAAGCCCAGGAGAUGAGCUUGGGAUUCGGCCCAAGGGGCUUAAAAGUAAUGGAUCCAAAGGUAGCGAUAGGAUACCCGCUCUGCCCGAUUUUUCGCUACUGGACGCAACAGAACUAGACCAGAGCACUCGAUUAUGUUCGCCAGUACAUCCACCUGAUUUUGGUACACCUCCGGGGACACCAAAACAAACACAGUCAAUAUUUGAGCCUUUUGACAACGAUAGCAACAGUAGUAAUAACGACGACAACCCAUUCCUCGGCCCGCCAACACGUAAGGCGCGAUUUGAGAUGGAUUACCUUUCUGAGAGUCAGUGGUAUUCGGACUAUCCGCAUCAUUUGACAGUGGAUUAUCUAGAAGAUUUAUUCAACCUGGAUAGACGAGUGAUGUUUACGAAUACGAAAUCAGGUUCAGGAAAUUCUCCUAAUUACUUAAAAUCUAAUUUUUAUAUCAAUGAGCCACCUAUUGGGAUCGGAGCGUAUUCAGACGUUCUCAAGGUUCAGAGCAAGCAUAACAAAGAAUUUUACGCUGUCAAGAAGCUCCUAAAGAGAGUACAAGGGGCAAGGGAAAGGAAGCAUUAUCUCAACGAGGUCAGGAAUAUGUGGCGCGUGGAAAAAUCGUCUAACGUGUUACAAUUACUAGAGGCGUGGGAGCAAAAGGGCAAGAUCUAUAUGAGGAUGGAAUUGUGUAAGCUUGGAAAUUUGAAAUCAGCGCUGAUGGCACAAAAGAGAUAUCGUGGAAUCGAUGAAAAGAGAGCAUGGAAGUGCCUGCGAGACUUGGCUUCUGGUCUGAGGGCAAUUCAUGACAGCAACGUUAUUCAUUUAGAUAUCAAACCUGAAAAUGUCUUUAUCUCUUCUACAGGGGCUUUAAAGAUAGGUGAUUUUGGGCUUUCAAUCACAUAUCCUAUUGAGGUCAAGGACAUCAAUGAGGGAGACAAAUUCUAUUUGGCACAAGAGUUGCUGAAUGGCCAAUGCGGGAAAUAUUCAGACAUCUUCAGUUUAGGUAUAUCCAUGUAUGAAAUUAUUACAAAUCAAAUUGGGGAUCUACCUGGAGAAGGCCCUGCAUGGCACUACCUCAGAGAUGGUGAAUUGAACAUGAGUCAGUAUAUGAUUCUGGAGAGUCAAACCAAUGAGCCAGCUGUCACGCGUUCUAUUCCAGUAUUAGUGUCAUCAACCUCCUCAGUCUCUCAAGAAGCAAUAGUAGGGGGAAUAGGAAAAGCAAAAGAAGCAGAAGGUACAAAAGAAGCAGGGGAGGCAGAUGGGGUGAGAAAAGUAGAAAUAGAAGGGAUAGAGCAGGAAAGCGAAGUAUCAGAACCAUCGAGAAAGGAAUUAUCAGCAGAGUCUCCGGCACCAUCACCGGUUGGGGAGGAAUCUGCUAGCUCACCUGGUUCACCACUCAAUCAGGCAUCAAAAUCGACCCAUAGGUUCUUCUCCAAAUCUAUGGUAGAUCUUAUUAAAGAGAUGAUGCAACCUUCGUUUGAGCAACGGCCAACAGCAGCAACGAUCUUGAAGCACCCAAUGAUCCAAAGCAUUCUGAUCAAGCGUGGUGGGCAAUCGAGCAAUGCAGGAGUGCGAGCAUCUGAUGAAGCCAUGAGUGGGCUACUACUUCAGUCGAUUUAAGAAAAACCUAGGC